This is a messenger RNA of Cetraspora pellucida, 369 nucleotides long. The record is from the annotation of a GenBank genome assembly. NCBI's taxonomy places the organism in Eukaryota, Fungi, Glomeromycota, Glomeromycetes, Diversisporales, Gigasporaceae.
AUGGACCUCAAAACAUUAUUGUCAAUGCUGAAGAAAGCAAAUAUUGUUUCUAUUAUAAAAAAACUAAACCAGUUAUUGAAUUUACAAAGCAGUCAGGAAGCUGUUGUUGCUGAAAGUACUUUGUCUUUAGCCCAAAGUAGGCAAAAUGCCAGAGCUGUUAUUGCUAAAAAUACUUUGCCAUUGAUCCUAAAUUAUGAUAAAAGUAAUAAAACUGGAAUUGAUAAUAAAAAUAAUGAAGAUGAAUUUUUUUAUGAUUUUGGUGAUCUUGAAGAACUCAUGUUUGUUAAUUUCAAAGAUAAAGCUGAAAAAUUUUGUAAAAUUAUUAAUAUCAUGAUUGUGUUUUUUCAAACAGGAUCAGGGUAUUAUUGA